CAACAGCCGUUUAAUGAGGACAGAGAGAAAAGUGCAAUAUGCAAUAUGAUACUUUCUCACUGUCCUCACAGCGAUCUCCAUGCCUGGGAAAGGGUUGGCCCAGCUUUAAUGACUGCUUUGCCUCAAAUUCAGCUCUCUACCAGCCAACAGGGCAGCAUCACUGUGACAGGAGACCCUGAAGUCUAAACCAGGGUCAUGGAGGGCUCUGUGCUGAGCCCCACAUCCUGGGAGAAGAGACGAGCCUGGCUCCGUCAGAGCCGUCACUGGCAGACCCAGGUCCUGGAAGAGGAGGCUGCAGCUGCCCUGCAGGAUGUCCCAGAUCCUGAGCCUUCCAGCCUGGAUGACGUUUUCCAGGAAGGGAAUCCAAUCACUAAGAUUGAGGACUGGCUGCACGACUGUGGCUACUCUGAAGAAGGGUUUUUUGAGGAAGCCGGACAGUCGAUCUACAAUGGGUGCUCCAGCCAGGGAACCAGCUUUGAAGAUGACUUGACGCUUGGAGCAGAGGCCACACUGAUGGCCGCUAAUGGCAAACUCUUCUCCAGGAAUUUCCUGGAGACAGCCCGGCCCUGCCAGCUACUAGAUCUUGGCUGCAGUUUGGCUUCCAGCAGCAUGACUGGUGGGACCAACAAGACUAGUUCAAGCAUCUCUGAGAUUCUGGAUAAGGUGCAAGAAGACGCAGAAGAUGUCCUCUUCAGUCUGGGCUUUGGUCAGGAGGACCACAAAGACACUUCUCGGAUCCCUGCCCGAUUUUUCACCAACCCCUCCCAGGCCAGAGGCAUUGAUUUCCAGCUCUUCCUGAAGGCCCAGGUGCAGAGGAUUGAGAUGGAGGACCCAUGCCUCAUGCUGGCCAGCAGAUUUAAACAGGUGCAAACACUGGCUGUCACUGCUGAUGCCUUCUUCUGUCUCUACUCCUAUGUGUCUAAGACACCUGUCCAAAAGUUCACACCAUCCCACAUGUUCUGGAAUUGCAACCCAACUGAUGUGCCAUCCAUCAAGAUUCUGGCCCCAGAACCUGAACCUCACUCACCCAGAGAUCGCCUCCGGAAAGCCAUCUCCAAAAUGUGCCUAUAUACAUGCCCCCGCGUUCAGUUAUCACCACCCCACAAUACCUCCAAAAGGAACAGUUUGGACCAAGUGGUGUGGGAAGUGAUGGACAGAGUGAGAGGAGAGAAGCUAAUUCUUCAGCAAGACCCUGAGUUUGGACCAGGCUCACAGGAAGGUCCUGUGCCCCCGAUCAGGGGUACAAUGCUGCCUACUUCUUGUUCAUGUGUCCUCUGCCCUAAAGAGGAAACACAGCAGGUCAUGUCCACAGUGUGCGAACCAUUGCAAACUCUGCAUUCUAACCCCAAGAUACCCUGUUGCACACAUUCUCUGCCCAGAGCAAAUCUACAGUGGAGCACAGACCCUGCACAGGUAAAGAGAGAGUUGUGGGGUCUACAGGCCACCAAUAAAGAAGUCCACUUGGUCAAGGAUGAGACUUUCUGGAAAAGGAAGAGCAGAGCAAGGAAGAGCCUGUUUCAGAAGAAUCCCACCGUCAGGAAGGUUAACUCAUUGGAUCUGUCCAUCGUCCGACAGAAAUGGAAGCAGAGCCAAGAGAGACCAGAACUGCGCCGAUCUCUAACCCAUCAGCUGCAGGACACUUUUGACUUGGAGGAGGUGCAAAGCAACAGUGAGGACGAUGAGGAGACACACUGGGCCAGCAGACACACACCCCCUCACCUCUACCAUCAUUUUGUUGGCAAAGACUCAAGAAGCUUUCUCCACCACCACAGUGCAUGCUCUGACAGCAGUGGCUUCGUAGAAGAGCCUAAUUCCCACCUCUUCUUGCAGGAGGUGGUACUGCCUCCAACCUCCAGCUCCUGCUCCCGGACCUUACAAAGUCCUGAGCUCAGUGGGAGGAAGGCAGCAUGGCACACAGGGGAGGAGACCAGACUGAGAGACUUGGAAUCUACGUCCUGAUGCUGUCGUAAACUGAACGCAGAGAGAAAGACCUUAGGCGUGUCUUCAUUCCUCUGUGUGUAGAUUUCUCUACUAUGUAGGUAUUAGAAUACAUAUGGACAGUGGUAAACUGGACAAAGACUUAAUUUUCUCCCAAGUUUGGUUUGACACUGCAUAGGACAGUUAGAAGAUUUAAGGAUGAUGAAGUUUGAGACAACAGUUGCUACUGGAAUGCUCUCAAAGGGCUCAAGCUAAGUGAGGAAGGAAAAAUCCCACUUUCGGGCUCUGAAACCUUGGUGCAACCCACAGUGGAAGUCCCUCUGAGCCUCUACUCAUUCUUAUGGGCUCUCCAUUAAACUCCAGAAUGUCUUCCA
Molecule: messenger RNA, 2312 nt
Organism: Eptesicus fuscus (big brown bat)
Lineage: Eukaryota; Metazoa; Chordata; Mammalia; Chiroptera; Vespertilionidae
Gene: TESPA1
Product: thymocyte expressed, positive selection associated 1
Exons: 11
Coding region: 196-1959 (587 amino acids)
Molecular function (GO): signaling receptor binding
Source: RefSeq, a predicted model, not a curated record